Echinops telfairi (small Madagascar hedgehog) is the source of this 732-nucleotide messenger RNA. RefSeq names its product spermidine synthase (gene SRM). The transcript is spliced from 4 exons. Gene Ontology annotation, cellular component: cytosol. The annotation marks the transcript as partial. Gene Ontology annotation, molecular function: spermidine synthase activity. NCBI's taxonomy places the organism in Eukaryota, Metazoa, Chordata, Mammalia, Afrosoricida, Tenrecidae. The record is from RefSeq and is a predicted model, not a curated record. Gene Ontology annotation, biological process: spermidine biosynthetic process.
UUGUCGCUGCAGGUGGAGCAGCUGCUGCACCAUCAGCGCUCGCGGUACCAGGACAUCCUUGUCUUCCGCAGUAAAACCUACGGCAACGUCCUGGUGUUGGACGGCGUCAUCCAGUGCACCGAGAGGGACGAGUUCUCCUACCAGGAGAUGAUCGCCAACCUGCCCCUCUGCAGCCACCCCAACCCACGCAAGGUGCUGAUCAUCGGGGGUGGGGAUGGAGGCGUCCUGCGGGAAGUGGUGAAGCACCCCUCCGUGGAGGCCGUGGUCCAGUGUGAGAUUGACGAGGAUGUCAUUCAAGUCUCUAAGAAGUUCCUACCGGGCAUGGCUGUUGGCUACUCCAGCCCAAAACUGACCCUCCACGUGGGAGACGGUUUUGAGUUCAUGAAGCAGAACCAGGAUGCCUUUGACGUCAUCAUCACGGACUCCUCAGACCCCAUGGGUAAGCGAGCUGCCCGCCCCCUCCAACGCCUUACCCCAGCCGCCCCGCACCACGGCUCGGGCCUGGGGGAGUGGGGUGCUGGCCUUGGCCCACUGAGGCCCCAGUUUCCUCUUCGACCCUGACAAGCCAGCUCUGGAGUGACAGUGGAGGCCUGAGUGAGGGGCUCAGUACCCCCCACUGUGAUGGGGAGUUGAAAUGCGCCUGCCCCCCAAGGCACCAUCCUUGGGGUUAGGUUGUUUUCUAAGGUUCACAGACUUGGGUUCAAAUCCCCACUCUGCAGGGGUGACAGUGAG